This is a messenger RNA of Diabrotica virgifera virgifera (western corn rootworm), 1486 nucleotides long. It is a transcript of the gene Mettl5, whose product is annotated as rRNA N6-adenosine-methyltransferase METTL5. The coding region runs from base 428 to 1075 and encodes 215 amino acids. Gene Ontology annotation, biological process: rRNA methylation. The transcript has 6 exons. NCBI's taxonomy places the organism in Eukaryota, Metazoa, Arthropoda, Insecta, Coleoptera, Chrysomelidae. Gene Ontology annotation, molecular function: nucleic acid binding; rRNA (adenine-N6-)-methyltransferase activity. The record is from RefSeq and is a predicted model, not a curated record.
CUGUCAAUUAGUGUCAAUGUCAAUUUGUAGAAGUGUGUCACUUUAUUUGCUAUUAAAAUAAAAAAUACCAUUCAUUUUUAUGGCCGAGGAAGGCGCAUGUUUACAUUUCAAGAGCAUAUUAUUGAGUUUUGAUGGCUUUUCCACAGCCUAACGCUCAAAGAGAACUUGCAAAUCGGAAAAUUUUAGAAGAAUUACAGAUAAAGAAACAGUUACUCCUCAAACAAGGUGUAGCCUCUACUUUAAGCUCCACAGCACUCCCAGUUUUAGGAUCAACAACUCAAACAUCAGACGGACAUUCUAUCAAUUCGCUUCAAAGAACAGCUUUACAAACUGCGAAUGCUCAAUCAACUGGGUAUUUUAUUACUCAAGAUUCUUCAUUUGGCAAUUUAAUACUACCAGUGUUGCCCCGCUUUGAAGCGAAGCCCUAAUGUUUCCCUGUCUAAAGUUGAAGCGACUGGAAGAACGGUUGCAGUGUAUUUCAGAGUUUGAUAAGCCUAAAAUAUUAUUGGAACAGUACAUUACACCUUGGCACUUGGGAUCUCAUAUGUUAUAUACUGUACAGUCACAAUACGGAGAUAUUGAUGGAAAAUUAGUGGCAGACUUAGGAAGUGGUUGUGGAGCUUUAACCAUUGGUGCAGCAGUGCUAAAUGCUUCAUUAGUUAUAGGCUUUGAAAUUGAUGAGGAUGCCAUUCAUAUAUGUCAAGAGAAUAUCGAAGAUCACGAAUUAAGUAAUAUUGACAUUGUACAGUGUGAUGUUCUAAAAGGGGUUCCGUCAAGAUUCUACAAAUCAUUUGAUACUGUGUUAAUGAAUCCACCUUUUGGAACAAAACAUAAUGCAGGGAUUGAUAUGAAAUUUUUAGAAGCAGCUAUAAAUUUGUCCAGAAACACAGUUUACUCGUUGCAUAAAACUUCUACUAGGUCAUUUAUUUUAAAACACGCCGAGUCUUUAGGAGUCAAAGCAGAAGUUUUAGCAGAAUUAUCUUACGACCUACCUUCAACUUAUAAAUUUCACAAGAAGAAAUCUGUGGAUAUCCAAGUGGACUUUUACAGAUUUACUGUUCCAAAUACACACUAAUCAUGAGCGCCCAAUAUGGUAGAGACCACUGCAAGAUUGCAGUGGUCAAACUUUUACAAACCAUAGGUUGGCACAGCAUAAACUCUACACCUCUGGAAGUUCUUACUGAUCUUUUGGUCCAAUACCUUAAGCAAAUUACGAAAGUUACUAAUGAAUAUACAAACGAGUUUGGUAACACUGAAGCUAAUUUGGAUCACUUGGGGCUCGCCUUUCAGGAACUUGGCAUAAAUCUGGGAGAUCUAGAUGAAUAUGUGACGUACGUUAAUUUUUGUCCUCCAGCAAACCCCGUUCCAAAGUUUCCAAUAGACAAAGAGGACAAUUUGAAUUUCUUAAAACCAGGAAGUCAAGAAGUCAUUACAAGACCAGUUCAUAUUCAUGAACACAUGCCGCCUAUGUUUCCUCUCCUAGAAG